This is a messenger RNA of Peromyscus eremicus (cactus mouse), 7815 nucleotides long. RefSeq lists its product as uncharacterized. The record is from RefSeq and is a predicted model, not a curated record. The transcript is spliced from 98 exons. NCBI's taxonomy places the organism in Eukaryota, Metazoa, Chordata, Mammalia, Rodentia, Cricetidae. The coding region runs from base 31 to 7815 and encodes 2594 amino acids.
GGUAAAGAUGAGACUGAUGUCAACAAAUUAAUGGAUACAAUAAAAGCUGAAAAAGAAGGAGAAACGGUUGGUGUUGCUGAUAUUAGAAGUGUACUGAACUUAAGAUAUCUACCUAGAGGAAGCAUGGAUAUAUCAAAUAUUUCUGUUGAUGAUAUUCGAGAAUUCUACCAAAAGAAAUUGACUGAUAGUGUGGGAGCCAUUGAAGGAGAGGAUAUUGAUGUUCAUAAACUGGAGUCUGUUUUGCAAACUAUGGAUGUAAAACUUUCCGAAAAUCAAAUGAGUGACCUAAUGAAAAACCUCCUGGUUGAUGAUAAUGGAAAGACUUCAUUCAGUAGUUUGUUGGAUUAUGUCACAGCAGUUGUAGCAAAAGAUUUAGGUAUUGAAGACAGGAAGAAAGUUCCAGAAGAUGUGAAGUCAGAACACAGGGAUAAAGUUAAACGAGAGAGCAUGAGAAGUCAACAAGCUGAUGAAUGGACUCCUGCUUCCAAAAAAUUGGAUAGUCUUUUACAAAGCAUGGGAAUCAACCUUGCAGAAGAGGAAAUUAAUGAACUGCUACAAAAUCUGCCAGCUGAAGGUGGAAAAGUUAAGCUUGAUAAUGUGGACACUGUCCUGGAAAACCUGGGAGUGAAGCUCACACCAAAGGAGCAAGAAAGAUUAAUGAAGAAACUGCCAUCUAGGGUCAAGAGUUCUGAUGGAAAAAUUCCACUCAAUCAACUGGUAGAUGCAAUAACAAAAGUUACAGGAGAAGAAGUUAAUGUCAAAGACAUAAAAAGUACUCUGGAAAAAAUGGGAAUAGAGCUCACAGAUGAAGAAUGCUCCCAAGUAGAGAGCAUGCUUCCAAUUAAUGCAAAUGGCAUGGUGUACCAGAAUAGAUUGCUGGAGGGUGUGUUAUCCUCUAAAAGUGGGAUUGUGAAUGUUGCUAGCAUUGACACGAUUUUACCACACAUGGACAUGGAACUCACAGAAAUGGAGAAAGAAGAUUUGGUAGAGAAACUGCCUGUUGAUGGUAAUAAGAAGGUUGAAUUGAAAAAUUUACUAAAUGCAUUGAAAACUUAUACUGGAAAAAAGAUUGAUGUCAAUGAUCUACUACAAGUUAUGAGAGACAUGGGGAUUGAACUCAACAAGAGAGAAGAGGAGACACUACUUCAUGCCCUCCCCGUGGAUGAUGCUGGAAUGGUGUUUCAGAACAGACUGUUGGAAGAAGUGAAGUCUAGGAAAGGAGGAAUGGUUAAAGUCAAUAACCUGGACACUGUUCUGGGAAGUCUGGGCAUUAAACUCACAGAUAAAGAACAUGAAAGCCUGACAGAAAAUCUACCACUUACUGCUGAUGGAAAGAUUCAUCUUGAAAAAGUGCUAGACACAGUAGAAUCUAUUACAGGAGGAGACAUUGAUGUCUGUGAUGUGGCAAAUGUUCUGAAGAAAAUGGGAAUAACUCUCACAGACAACGAACACAGAGACCUGCUGGAGCAGCUCCCCAUCAGUGCUGAUGAAAAAGUCCACAAGAACAGAAUGAUGGAUGGUUUGAAGUCUCUUAGUCAUGGGACUGUUGAUGUCAAUAAAAUCGACACAAUUUUGAAAAAUAUGGGGUGGAAGCUAACAAAUGAUGAAAUUAAGGAUCUGAAGAAAAAUGUGCCUGCCGAUGUACAUGGAAAAGUUUCAAUGAAAAACUUGUUGAAGGGGUUAGACGCAUUUACAGGACCAAAGUUGGACAUGAGAUUUCUUCCUGCUAUGAUAAACAAAAUGGGCCUUGAGCUGACAGAUAAAGAACGGAUGAAGCUGAUGAAUGAGCUGCCUGUUGACGACUCUGGGAAGAUCUAUAAAAACAGAUUGUUGAAUGAGGUAAAGUCUUUCGAAGGAGGAAAGGUUAAAACAAAUAAAAUAAACACUCUUCUGGAAACCAUGGGAAUAAAACUCGAAGAAAAGGAGCUGGAUCAAUUAAAAGAAAACCUACCAGAUAACGGUGAUGGGAAGAUUAAUUUCCAAGACUUGAUGAAUGAAGUAAAAGCUCUCAUAGGAAAUGAAGAAAAUAUCAAAGAUGUGAAGAAUAUUCUUGAAGACAUGGGAGUAGAGCUCACACAGCAGGAAUAUGCAGACCUGUUGAAAAAUCUCCCUGUUGACGUUGAUGGAAAUUCCUACCAUAACAGAUUAAUGGACACUCUGAAAUCUCUUAAAAGAGGGAAGGCUGAUGUCAACAAACUGGACACAGUGGUGAAAAACAUGGGGAGGAAAGUUUCAGGAACAGAAUUUGAGGAUAUGACCAAGAGCUUACCAGUGCAUGCUGGAAAAAUUGAAAUGAAAAAGUUGAUCAACGCAAUGAGAGCCUUUACAGGUAACAAGAUUGCUAUCAGUGAUCUCCAAGAUGUUCUGGGAAGCAUGGGCAUUGAGCUCACAGAUAAGAUGCUGUCCGAUCUACAGAAAGCCCUGCCUGUGGACGAUGAUGAAAUGGUAUUUCAGAAUAGAUUGUUGGAUGAAGUGAAGUCUCUCAAAGGAGGGAAAAUUGACGUCAAUAACAUAGACACCAUCCUGGAAAAUAUGGGGAUUAAGCUCACAGAGGCGGAGCUUAAAGACCUAGCAGAAGCCCUGCCAGUCGAUGCUAAUGGGAAGGUUGAACUUACUAAGCUGAUGGAUGAAGUGAAAGCUCUCACAGGAGGAGAGACUGAUAUCAACGAUGUGAAAAAUGUUCUUAAAAAAAUGGGGAUAGAACUCACAGAAAAAGAAAUGUUGAAGCUGCUAAAAAAUCUACCAGUCAAUGAAGAUGGGAAGAUCUAUCACAACAGGUUGAUGGACAGUCUGAAGUCUCUUUCAGGAGGGACUAUUAGUGCCAGUAAACUGGAUUCUCUUCUGGGGAGCAUGGGCAUGAAACUCAAUGAAAAGGAAUUUGAAAACCUGACUCAGAAACUGCAGCGAGAUGUUAAUGGGAAUGUCAGUCUUAAAAAGGUGAUGGAUGAAUUAAAAAAUCUUUCUGGCAACAAGCUUGCUGUAAGUGGUCUUCAGAGUUAUCUCAGAAGCCUGGGAGUCGAGCUGACAGAUUCAGAGUGCUCGAAGCUCAAGGACACUUUGCCUACUGAUGCUGCUGGAAAGUUAUAUGAGAAUAGGGUGCUGGAUGCUGUACAGUCUCUUAAAGGAGGGAUGGUUAAUCUCAGUGACCUGAACAAAGCUCUUGGGAACAUGGGAAUUGAACUCACAGAGAAAGAACGUAAACAUCUAAAUGAUGACCUUCUAGCCAAAGCUGAGGGGAAGAUUGGUCUCAAUAAGCUUCUAGAUGAAGUAAAAGCCAUUAGAGGAGAGCCUAUUGCCAUGGCUGAUUUAGAAGAUGUUCUAGGCAACAUGGGGGUAGAACUUACAAAUAAGGAAUUCAGGAAGCUGGUAGAAAAGUUGCAAGCUGAUGCUGGUGGAAAAACCUAUCAGAAGAGGUUGCUGGAGGGUUUAAAGACGUUUACAGAGGGGAGAAUCAAGGCUGGAAAAGUGGACACGUUUCUGAAGAACAUGGGGGUGGACAUCUCAGAAAAAGAACUUAAAGAUCUAACACAAAGCCUGCCCGUGAGUGCUGAUGGGAAAGUUGAUAUAAAAACUAUAAUGAAGGAGGCAAAGACUUUCACAGGUGAAAAGAUGAAUGUCAAUAAUCUGGAAGAUAUGCUAAGAAAAGCGGGGCUUGAGUUUAAUGAUCUGGAGUAUUCAAAGCUAGUGAAAACUCUGCCAGUGGACGAUAAUGGGAUGGUGCAUUGGGCUAGAGUCCUGAAGGGUGUGAAAUCUCUCAAAGGAGGAAAACUUGAUGUCAAAAACCUGUACCCUUUCCUGGAAAACAUGGGUAUCAAACUUCUUAAUAAGGAAGUGGAGCAGCUGAGGGAAAGCCUGCCAGUUGAUGCUAAUGGAAAAGUUGACAUAAAUAAAGUACUGGACGGAGCAAAAACCUUUACAGGAGAAAAAAUUGGUAUUGGCGAUGUAAAAACUGUUCUGGAAAAAAUGGGGCUAGAGUACAAAGAUCAAGAAUUCUCCAAACUGAUGGAAAGUCUGCAAUUUGAUGAUGACGGAAAGAUCUUUCAAAACAGGUUACUGGAGAAAGUAAAGUCCCUGAAAGGUGGGAAGGUUAGCUCCAACAAUCUGAAGACUCUGGUGGAUAGCUUAGGAAUCAAGCUUAAGGACAAUGAAUUUAAGGAUCUGGUACAAAAUCUCCCUACUGGCGCUCUUAGGAAAGUUUCUAUAGACACACUGAUGAAAAAGUUGAACGCUUUUACAGGAGACAAAGUUGAUUCCAGUGACCUGAGAAACAUCUUAAAGAACCUGGGGGUUGAACUCACAGAGAGGGAACAAGAAAGGCUGCUGAAAACACUGCCUGCUGAUGAUUCUGGGAAAGUAUAUUACAACAGGGUGCUAAAAGGCGUGAAAUCCUUCAAUGAGGGAAAGGUUCAGGUAAAUAACCUGGGCGGUUUCCUAAAAAAUCUGGGAAUCAAACUCAAUGAAGAAGAAUUUGCAAAGCUGUCAGAAGACCUCCCAGUGGACGAUGAUGGGAAGGCUGAUCUGAAAAAGGUGACGGAUAGAGUUAGAGCCAUUACAGGAGGAGAAGUGGAUAACAAAAAUGUGAAACCUGUUCUAUCAAAAAUAGGAAUAGAGCUUUCAGACAAAGAAUUCUCAAAAGUGAUGGAAAAACUCCCUUUUGAUGAUGAUAACAAGGUUUUUAAGAACAGAUUACUAGACGUCGUGAAGUCUCUCAAAGGUGGUAAAGUCGAUGUCAACAACCUGAACACAGUUCUGGGCAACAUGGGAAUCAAACUUUCAAAUAUGGAGCUUAGAGAUCUGAGUCAAAGCAUACACGUUGGUGUUGAUGAGAAAAUUCCUCUACAGACACUGAUGGAAAAACUGAAAGACUAUGCAGGUGAGAAGAUCUCGCCUCACGAUGUACCAAGUGUCCUGGCAAACCUUGAUGUCGAGCUCACAGACAAGGAACUGGAGGACCUGAUGAAACCGUUGCCCCUCGAUGACACUGGGAAGUUAAGUACUAACAGGCUGCUGAAGGGUGUGAAGGAUCUCAAAGUGGGGAAGAUCAAAAAGGAUAAUCUCCAUAGUUCUUUGGAAAAUAUGGGGAUCAAACUCUCAAUGGAGGAAUUUGCUGAAGUGACAGAAAACCUAGACACUGAUGCAAAGGGGAAUGCUGAUCUGCCGAAAGUGAUGGAAAGAGUGAAAGCUGUCACAGAGAAUGUCAACAUAAAAAAUCUGGAAAAUGCUCUAGGCAACAUGGGAAUCAAGCUGUCCAGCAAAGAACUUGAAGAUCUGACCAAAAACCUGCCCGUCAGUGCUGAUAAGAAAGUGCCUCUGAAAAUUUUGAAAGAUGAAGCAAAAGCUUUUACUGGUGAAAAAGUUGACUCUCGUAACCUCCAAAAUGUACUAAAAAAUGUGGGGAUUGAGCUUUCUGACAAGGAAUUAAAUCAAGUCCUGAAAACAUUGCCCACUGAUGAUCAUGGAAAGGUGUUUCAAAACAGAUUGAUGAAAGAAGUGAAGAGUCAUAAACGAGGGCAGGUUGACAUCAAUAAUCUGGAUGCUGCUUUAGACGCCCUGAACAUCAAGCUCACAGAAAAGGAACUUGAGCAGACAAAGGCUGGUCUGAGUGGUGGGCAUAAGAAAAUUGACCUGGGGAAACUGAUGGAUAAAGUACAGUGUAUUACAGGAAAGGAAGUUGAUGUCCAUGAUGCGGCGAAAGUUCUUCAAGACAUGGGAAUAGAACUGACAGACUCACAGCUAUCCAAAAUAGUGAACAACGUACCAGUUGAUGAUGGAAAAGUCUAUCUGAGACGGUUGCUGGACGGUAUGCAGUUCUUUAAAGGACCGAAGGUUGAUGCCAGUAGAGUGGACACGGUUUUGGGAAAUAUGGGAAUGAAUCUCAAUCAAAGGGAGCUUCAAGAUCUAAUAAAAAACCUGGAAGUUGAUGAAAACAAUAAAGUUGACGUGAAAAGGGUAAUAAGUGAAGCAAAAUCUUUCACAGGAGAGAAAGUUGAUACAAAUAGACUUCCAAAUGUUUUGGACACGUUUGGUAUUUCACUCCGGCCUUAUGAAAGCUCAAAGUUGCUGGAUAUGUUGCCAGUUAAUGAUGAUGGAAGAGUUUUUCAGAAAAAGUUGGUAAAGGCCGUGAAGUCUCUUGAUGAAGGCAGUGUUGAUAUCGAUAGCCUGGAUACGUUUUUAGAAAACAUGGGGAUCGAGAUGACAGAGAAAGAAUUCAUGGAUCUAACAACAAGGCUGCCAGAAACCUCUGAAGGGAAAGUGAAACUAAAUAAUUUAAUGAAAGAAGUGUAUGCUAUUUUAGGAGAGCCAAUAGAUGUUUAUGACCUAGAAGAUACGCUGGGAGACAUGAAAGUGGAGCUUACAGACAGAGAUUAUAUGACUCUGAUGAGAAGUCUUCCACGUGAUGCUUCAGGAAAGGUGUUUAAGAAAAGGAUAUUGGAUGGUAUAAAGACUCUUAAAAGGGGAAAAGUUGAUGUGAACAACCUGAGCCCAUUUCUGGAGACCAUGGGGCUUGAUCUCUCGCAGAAGGAAUUUGAAGACUUUGUAGAAAACCUCCCAGUUGAUGAGAAUGGAAAAGUUGAUAUGAAAAACAUUGUGGCAAAAUCAAAAGAUUUCGAGGGAGAAAAGAUUGGUGUCGGUGGCCUGAAAAACACUGUUGGAGAAAUAGGAGUUGACCUCAGUGACAGAGAAUAUGUUAACCUGCUGGAAACAUUGCCAUUUGACGAAAAUAACAAAGUUUUUCUAAAUAGACUCCUGUCGAGUCUGAGGGCUUUCAAAGGUGGAAGGGUUGAUCCUAAUAAUGUGAAGACACUCCUCCAGAACUUAGGGCUCAAACUCAAAAACAAGGAAUUGAGAAGUGUGGUACGGAAGCAGGCUGCUGCUGAUGCUAAUCGAAGUAUCCCUCUGAAAAAAAUAUUAGCGGAUGUGAACUCGGUUGUAGGAGAAAAAGUUAGUGCUAAAGAUGUGAAAAGUUUUUUAGAAGCUGCUGGAAUAACAUUAACACCUAAAGAAUACUUAGAACUGAUGAGAAAUCUACCGACUGACGAUAAUGGAAAUAUAUAUGAAAACAGAUUGAUAGACUGUCUGAAAUCAUUCGAAGGUGGGACAGUUGAUGUCAAUAACUUAGAAAAUGCCUUGGAAAACUUGAAAAUCAAGCUCUCAGAUGAAAAACUAAAAGAUCUGUCAGAAAACCUUCCAUUUGAUGCCUCUGGGAAGAUUGAUCUGCAGAGACUAAUGAAAGAAGUACGAAAAUUCACAGGAGGAAAAAUUGAUGCCAAACUCGCACAAAGAGUGCUGGGGAACAUGGGCAUAGAGUUCACGAACAGGGAAGUCAAUGAGCUAAUGAAAAGGCUGCCUGUCGCUGAUGAUGGGAAGAUACUUAAAAACAUAUUUCUUGAUCAUGUAAAGUGGUUUCCUGGGGGCAAGUGUCAUGCCUCCAAAAUGGAUGCCAUCCUAGAAGACAUGGGCUAUGAGCUGGAGGAUGAGGAAAUUGAAGACCUGCAGAGCCAUCUGCCCAUUGAAGAUGGAAAGGUUAAACUGAGUAAGAUGAUGGAAAAUGUAGAGUCAUUCACAGGCUAUGAGUCAGAGCUUCUGGAAGGUGGAGACACCACGACGGGAGAAGAAUUGGAAGGCAUUUCCCCCAGAACCACCCUCACUAACACCACCCUCACCAUCACCCUCACCCUCACCAUCACCAUCACCAGCACCCUCACCAUCACCCUCACCAUCAUUAUCACCAUCACCAUCACUACCUUCACCUCCACCCUCACCUCACCACCCUCCCCAUCGUCGUUGAGUUUUGAUCAUUUUGAAGAGAUAUAG